AUGUCGCGAAAUACGGGAGGCGCAGCACCCAACUGGCGCAUGAGGGGGGAUGAAGUCGACGCUGGGGCCUCGGACGACGACAUGGGCGUUGAAGACAGCCUACGAGGGCCGCAACGUAGCAUGCAGCCGCGCUUUGGACGUGCACAUGCCCCCAUCACGCACAGUGUGCCGGAUCUGCCCAACACACCCUCCUCUGCUGGCUUGCUGGAUGCCUACGCCUAUGCUGCCACUCCUGACGCGGCACUUCCGAACCACCCGCGCUCGAUGCUCGCGGAGCCACCUCGGAUCCAGCGACCAGCGCAGCAGGCUCCGACUCGAGGCGCAGCCACUUUGUCGCAAACGAGCGCAUUCCCACCGGGGCCAGCACGCGCAUCGUCGGGAUUGUUCGCAGCACCUGCGCCCAGACCCGUUCCGCACGGAAACCUCUUUGCACGGCCACCGCAAGCCUUUGGUGCCAGUCUAGGGCAUUUUGAUCUCGACAAUUCAGCCUCGGCCUCGAUCUCAAUCUCGGGCUCGUUUAGCUUUGGUCCAGCAGCAGCGAGGGUUCGGCCAGAAGGGAUGCCUUCCAUUCGGCCCGGACCUAUGCUGUUCAACGUUGGUCGAGCCGCUGCCGCUGUCCAGACUCGGCAGACUUCCGAUGCCGCCUUCUUUGCAGCACCGCAGACACCCGUUCGGCCGGGACGCGCCACUACGGCUGUUGCGGCCGCCACCGCCAUGGCGCAACCACCGUCGCCGGCCAAUCUGGAAACAGCGGCGCUGGCAGCCGAGCGCCGCACGCGCGAACAGCGCUCUGCACGUCCCGAUCCGAGCGCAGCAGCAUCGACAGCAGCGGCUGCAGGUGACGUGCCGAAUCGGCGCGUGGUCUCCUUCUCCACCACGCCGGCAGAGGCUGCCAUGACUCCAGCCAACAUGCUGGCGGCACCGUCGCGUGCGGGCGUCGCCGGCGCCGUCGCUGCGCGUGCCGGCGCAAACACGCGGAUGCUGGUGCCCGAAUCGAGCUUCUCGCAUCUCGGUCGCGCGCCUUCGCGGCCUAUGCUGCUGCCCGGUGCGGCGGCGGGCCAGCGAGACGUGAGCAUGUCGCUCUCGGACGUGUCUGCGUCGGUGCACGGUGCGGCGACGCGGCUGUUCGCGCGUGCCGCUCCGUUGCCCUCGGCGAGUUCGGGCGUAUUCGGCUCCGAGUCGAUCCGCGAUCCGCACCAGUCGUGGUCGCAAAAUGCCUCGAGCUCGCUGUCGGGGCCUGCACCCGAGCCGGUGGAGCAGGUGCGGCUACGGCGUUGGGACGGCACGCAGACCUCGGUGCCGGCGUACCUGGUGGCGGACAAUGCAGAGUCGGCGGUGGAGGAGCAGUUUGACUACGACACGAUCGCGCGCUUUGAUGUGCGCCAGCUUGUGGCGCGGCACGAUGCGGAUGUGGCUGGCGAGGGCAAGCCGCCGACGCAACAGGCGGACACGGAUGUGCUCCAGGCGAUUCUGGACAUUCAGCUCGGCCUGCGUGGCUUGCACGGCUGGUACGGACAUACCUACCGCAAUCCGCGUCGGGAUGCUGUGGCUUCGGCAGGCGGGGUGGAGAGUGGGAGGACCUCGCGGAAACGGCGACGUCGGGAUUCGGGUGCAUCGGAUGCAUCGAGUGCGUCCCACCCCUCGCGGCAGUCGGGAUCGGACGCGGAGAGUGACGAGGAUGCGCCGAUUGUGGUGUACGACACGUUUGGGCGCGUGCGCGGGAGCGUCACACUGCCGAACUACACCCAUCGGGGCGGGAGGGGGUUACCGCUGCCGCCUCCGCGCGAGACGCAGGCGGUGCGCAGUGCGAGUGCGGCGCAUACUGUCCGCACACGGGGUGCAGCGCUCGGGGAGAAGGAGGCGGCGCUGGUGCACCAGUGCGAGCUGGUGCGCGAGCGGUACGCGCAGCUCCAACCGGAUGCGCAUCAAACCGUGAGGUCCGCGGCGUUCUACAAGCAGAUGGCCGCAAGGAGCGCUGCGUUGGUGGCGUUUCGGAAGCGACUCCGUCCAGCGCUCAUGGUCGGCCUCCAGAAUGCUUACCUCGACUCGGCGGUGGCUGGGUACCGCCGGUGA
This is a messenger RNA of Moesziomyces antarcticus, 2073 nucleotides long. RefSeq lists its product as uncharacterized. The transcript has a single exon. Lineage: Eukaryota; Fungi; Basidiomycota; Ustilaginomycetes; Ustilaginales; Ustilaginaceae. The record is from RefSeq and is a predicted model, not a curated record. Bases 1 to 2073 code for a protein of 690 amino acids.